Nymphaea colorata (pocket water lily) is the source of this 1200-nucleotide messenger RNA. RefSeq names its product glutathione S-transferase U17-like. The transcript has 2 exons. Gene Ontology annotation, biological process: glutathione metabolic process. Bases 58 to 807 code for a protein of 249 amino acids. Gene Ontology annotation, cellular component: cytoplasm. Gene Ontology annotation, molecular function: glutathione transferase activity. The record is from RefSeq and is a predicted model, not a curated record. NCBI's taxonomy places the organism in Eukaryota, Viridiplantae, Streptophyta, Magnoliopsida, Nymphaeales, Nymphaeaceae.
GCGAAGCAUCAAGUAAGAGGGAGAAGGAAGGGAGAUAGAGACAUAGAGUUGGAAGCCAUGGACAAGGGCGGAGAGGUGAUCAAGCUGAUCGGAACACACUCUAGCCCAUUUGUUUUGCGAGUGAAGAUAGCUCUCAACCUCAAGAACGUCCCAUUUGAGUUCCUGAUCGAGUACCUCCCAUAUAAGAAGAGCCAACUCCUGCUCGACUCCAACCCGGUUCACAAGAAGGUGCCGGUUUUGCUGCACGACGGCAGGGCUAUCUGCGAGUCGCUCAUCAUUUUGGAGUACAUAGACGAGACGUGGGCAUCCUGCGGAUCUCCGAUUCUUCCUUCCGAUCCAUAUGAUCGGGCCAUUGCCCGCUUCUGGGCGGCUUAUAUCGACGAAAAGCUUUUCCCACCUUUCAGAGCUAUCCUAACGACAGAAGGCGAGGAACAAAAGGCUAAAGUGGGGCAGGUAGUAGCGGCGCUGGAGAUGCUGGAGGAAGGCUUUGGCAAGUGCAACAAGGGCGGGAAGUUCUUCGGUGGCCAGACGAUUGGCUUGGUGGACCUUAUUCUGGGGAGCCUGGUGUCUUGGAUGACCGUCAUGGAUGGGCUGGCCGAAACACAGCUGCUGGAUCCCAACAAGAUCCCCAGGCUGGCGGCCUGGGCGGAGAACUUUUGCGAGAUGCCGGAGGUCAAAGGAGUACUACCGGAAAUCGCCAAGUUGGUUGAGGUUGGCAAAGGCAUCCAGGCCAGGGAAAGAGCUGCUGCUGCUGCAGCUUCUUCUGCAAGUGUGACUGCUAUUGGUGAUCCAACUGUUUCCUCGUAGUUGUAACUUGGAUUUCUUAUAUAUAUAUAUGGGAAAUGGUGGCAGUCUUAUUGGUUUUCCCCUUCUAUGUAUUCCCUUUAGUGGCAUUAUGUUCUUGUGUCUCCACACUCUUCGUAGAUGCGAGUGUUGCUCUACGUUCUUCAAGACAAAGAAAAUGGUGAACCCUACCAAGGAUAUGUCGGUUGAAUUUGAUGUAUUAAAUCCUCCCUCCUUCAUAAGAAGUAUAUGGCUUGUCAUGUCUUUAAGUUGCAUCUUGUUAUCUGCCUAGUUUCCAAAGGAGUCAAUAAAGUAUAUGUAUGUCUGGGCCACCAGUUAGUGUAUGCUGAAAUAAUAUAGUGCUGGUAAUUUGUUAUUUGUAAUAUUGUCAUCAUUAAUGAUAGUUUUUGUUCUCAA